This is a messenger RNA of Lecanosticta acicola, 1561 nucleotides long. The record is from the annotation of a GenBank genome assembly. Lineage: Eukaryota; Fungi; Ascomycota; Dothideomycetes; Mycosphaerellales; Mycosphaerellaceae.
AUGGGAAAGGUAAAGCAACGAGAAGGAUCACCCUUGCUAACAUCCAGGUCCCAAAAGCUUCUCGGCCUCACGACAUGGCUACUCUGCACCACCGCCGCCCUCGCCGUCAACCCCAUCGCCGUCCGCCAACAAGAAUUCAUCGACUCCAAAUCCAAUGAACGCUUCGUCGUCCUCGGCGUAGACUACCAACCCGGCGGUCAAGGCGCCUACGGCACCGACUCCGGCGAUCCCCUCAGCAAUGCCACCACCUGUCUCCGCGAUGCCGCCCUCAUGCAAGAGCUCGGCGUCAACACCAUCCGCUGCUACAACGUCGACCCGACCCUCAACCACGACCAAUGCGCCUCCAUCUUCAACUCCGUCGGAAUCUACAUGAUCAUCGACGUCAAUUCCCCCCUCAGCGGCCAGUCUCUCGACCGCUCCAACCCCAGCGGCUCCUACACGACCGACUACCUGACGCACAUCUUCACCGUCGUCGAGGCGUUCAAGAGUUAUCCGAACACGUUGGGCUUCUUUGCCGGGAAUGAGAUCAUCAAUGAUGUUCCCACUGCCGGGCCGAAUCCGCCUUACAUUAGGGCUGUGCAGAGGGAUUUGAAGAAUUACAUCAAGGCUCACGCGGCGAGGACGAUUCCGGUCGGGUACUCUGCGGCGCAGGUGCAGGACGUGUUGAAGGAUACGUGGGCGUAUCUGCAGUGUAACAAUUCGCAGAGUGGAGAGGACAUGUCUCGUUCGGACUUCUUCGGUCUCAAUUCGUACUCAUGGUGUGGAGCGAGUUCGGUAGGUCAACAUCACGUGACUGUCACAUGCGAAGCAGAGCUAAUGCGAUCUCGUUGGAUAGAGCUUUACGACAUCCGGCUAUGAUACACUGGUAAACUGGUUCUCCAACACUACCAUUCCCGUCUUCUUCUCCGAGUUCGGCUGCAACCAGCCCAAACCACGCUACUUCGACGAAGUCCCCGUCCUCUACGGCCCCCAGAUGACCGUGCUCUCCGGCGGUCUCGUCUACGAGUGGACAGAGGAAGCGUCCGACUACGGCCUGGUGGACGUUGCUUCCAACGGCUCCCUGACCCUCCUGAGCGACUUCAACACCCUCCAGUCCCAAUACAACAAACUCAACAUCACCCUCAUCACGACGCAGAAUUCCACCGCCACGAACCUGCAACCUCCACGCUGUUCUUCCGGCCUGAUCAGCGAUUCGGGCUUCAGUCAGAACUUCACCAUCCCGGAUCCACCCACCGGAGCUGCGGCCUUGAUCUCUUCCGGGGUAAAGAACGCCCCGACCGGGACCAUUGUCCCCGUCACGCAGACGAGUGUGAGCCUUCCGGUUUUUGCCACGAAUGGAGCGAGCAUCAGUGGGUUGGCCAUCAAACCUGCCAGCGGGGCUAAUCGCCCGGGUCAGGGUGGCGGCCUCUCUACUGCUGGUGGGAGUGCGAGUGCGACGGGGACGGCGGCGGCGGCCAAGACGAGUAGUCAUUCCGGACUCGCGGCGAGAGCGACGGCGGGUGUGUAUGGGUAUGGGGGUGUUGCGGCUGCUGUGCUUGGAGCGGCUGUUGUUGCGUUGUGA